AUGGACUACGACGUCGCCACCGACGAGGAAGGCCACACAAUCGGUGUUCUGGCUCCUUCGUCGUCCAAGCCAGUCAUUCUGGAAGAAUCAAACGAGGACAACAGGGUUGGCUUGCCCAUGGCCAUCACUGCCGCCCCUGAGCACGUUGGCUGCUUCAUGUUGAGCCGGGUGGAGGUGUUCCUUCGCAACCGAAUCACAGACAACCCCAGAGGUUCGACACUCCUGCGGGUGUACAGCAAGGCCGACAUUACCCCCCUGGUGUACAACCUUGCCUGCGAAGUGAAUCUACUAGAUCGGGAGGUGGAAUAG
Ectocarpus sp. CCAP 1310/34 is the source of this 309-nucleotide messenger RNA. Lineage: Eukaryota; Phaeophyceae; Ectocarpales; Ectocarpaceae. The record is from the annotation of a GenBank genome assembly.